Messenger RNA from Vitis vinifera (wine grape), 686 nucleotides. RefSeq lists its product as uncharacterized. The transcript is spliced from 2 exons. NCBI's taxonomy places the organism in Eukaryota, Viridiplantae, Streptophyta, Magnoliopsida, Vitales, Vitaceae. The coding region runs from base 219 to 608 and encodes 129 amino acids. The record is from RefSeq and is a predicted model, not a curated record.
GAAAUCAGAGAGAGAUAUGAGACCUAAAAGCUUUAGAAAAUAGCCACACAAAGGGUCCAAAACUAUGGACGCCUUAUCUUUAACCGACCAAUAGUGAUCACUUAUCAGCCUUCAUUUGCUUCUACACAUCUGGACACUAUCCUCUUUUUAUAGGUCAAGUGACUUAAAACACAUGUUCCCUCAUUUGAAUUCAAACAACACCCAAGUGAAAAAGAUUCAUGGCUCAUUCACUAACCACCCCUGUACCAUAUGCUGCAACACUCAUCUCAACAGAAUCUAAGAAGAAACCCCAUCUUCAUACUCUAGGGUUUGAGAGAGUGUGGGUUUCCCAUCAUCAAAGUUCUGCUCAAGCCCUAGAUGAUCGGCUCAUCCACCGCAGGAACAUUAGCUUGGGCUUGCUUGGAGCGGUGCUAGGGUUGAGUUCUGGUAACCAGAGCGCAAGAGCGGCCAGAAGGCCUCCACCACCACCACCUCAGGAGAAGCAGGACCCCAACCUAAGUGGCGUUCAGGCGAAAGUUUUGGCUAGCAAGAAGAGGAAGGAAGCCAUGAAAGAAACCAUGGCCAAGCUAAGAGAGCAAGGGAAGGCCAUCAACCAGCCAUCUGAAUAGCUUAUUGAUAAGCAUUGUUGGAAAUACAUGUUAUUUGAAUAAAUUUGAUUUGGAAUAAUGUAAUCCAAGUUUUCAACA